This is a messenger RNA of Octodon degus (degu), 1331 nucleotides long. RefSeq names its product glutamate rich 5 (gene Erich5). The record is from RefSeq and is a predicted model, not a curated record. Lineage: Eukaryota; Metazoa; Chordata; Mammalia; Rodentia; Octodontidae. The transcript is spliced from 2 exons. The annotation marks the transcript as partial.
GCCUUCCCGCCCCUCCACCUUCUCCCACCUUGGCCCCGGGGCCCACCUGUCCCUGGCCCCUCGCCCUCAGCCCCCACCCCCCGCGCGCCCCUGAGCCCUGAGCCCGCGGGAGCCGGGCAUCCGCAGAGGCAGGGAAACUUCUGCGGGCGCGGGCGCGGGCGCGGUCGCGGCGCCGCGGAUCCAGGCUCCGGCCGGCGCCCGCGAUGGGCUGCUCCAGCAGCGCCCUCGGCAAGGCUGGCGACGGCAGCAGGCUCCGCAGCGCAACUUCAAACGAAUGUUUUUCUACUGCAGAAGAAAGCGAGUCCUGCACCGCCCAACCCAAACCAUGUUCGGGGGGCAGAGAACCUGCUUUCUGCAGCAACGUGCAGAGGGGGAACCUCCCCCCAGCAGAGAAGCCCAAGGCCUCGGUGAUGCCCACGGCGAAUGGGGUCCGAUCCCGCGGUUCCCAGCCCCCAGCGGAGGACGGAGCACCCACAAAGGACGCUGGAGAGCUGUCAGGACCCACAGGGGAGACGGGGCUUCCAGAAGGCCCCGAGGAACGUCCUCCAGGCGGCAAAGGCGACGAUGCUCCAGGAAGAGAGGCAACUGUGAAAGACGUGGAACCGGCGCUGGAGGUUCGGUCCUCAAAGGAAAAGGAGCCUGCUGGCACAGCAGGAGCGAGGGACGGCCCAGGAGCAGGCGAAGGUGCUGAGAAUCCACAAGCACAAGCUAUGGGACUGAGGACACCCGCAGCGACAGCGGGAAGCAGCCCACCUCUGGAAACAGCUGGAGAACCGCACUCUCGAGAGGCAGCAGCAGAAGACGCACAGCCCGGGCCUCCAGGGUCCACCCCGCGGGAGAACAGAGCUCCAGGAGCGCCCGCAGGAAGCCAGGGGGUGCAGGCCGCGGGAGCGCAGCGACUUCCGGAAGCCGCGGGGAGAGAAGCGCAGGUGCAGGCCCGCCUCGCAGAAGCAAUGCCCGAAGGAAACGAAGAGCUGGCGCUGCCGGAAGAAAGUCUGUUUGCGGCAACUGCUGAAGAGCCGCAGCUGCAACGCACAUCAGGCGAGGCCGCGCAGCCUCAGCCUCUACAGAUAAUCCCCAAAGAGGACGCAGCGCCAGAUGUGCAGGACAGAAGUCUGCCUGCCCUAACCCCAGCGAUGACUGAUCCAGUCCGCACAGCUUCCCAAGAUCCCGGAAUCCCGAAGCAGGGUCAGCCUGAAGGAACAGCCGGAGGCGUGGAGCGCCCGGCGGAAAUCACAGCGACGGCGGUGAGCGCGGAAGUAGCCGGGGAAGGUCCCAGCGCCGAAGGGGAGCACCGCGCCGAAGGGGAGCACCGCGCCGAAGGGGAGCAC